GCAAAAAAUAAAAAUAGAUGCCAUUAAUAAUAUAUUUUCCUUGAAGACAGAGAUGGGCUUGUGCUCUGAGUAAGGCCGAGUUGAAUUUAGGUUCGCUGAUGUAACAGCAGACCCGUAAAGGUAGAGAAGGGAGGCUUUUGAGUUUUGAGUGUCUCCCCAUCAUCAUACAGUAAUAAACCUGACGAAAAAUACCGAUAGUAAUCAGCGAUAUUCCCGGAUUUAGGGUUCCGAUCGUCUUCUCGAAAUGACCGAUGUGACUCUUCCUCCGGCCGAUUCCGUCACGGAGAAUACCACCUCUUCUUCACCACCUUCCCCACCGCCGCAGCAGGAACAGGAACCUGAACAGAAGGAGGAGCAGCCUCCCCACCACCGCGAGAGAGAUUCCCGCGAGCGGCGUGACGACAGAGACCUCGAACGUCCGCCUAAUCGCCGUGACCGUUCGCCUCCCCCACCGCCCCGCAGGGAUUACAAGAGGCGGCCUAGUGGUAGCCCUCCGCCGCCGUACAGAGAUAGACGGCACUCUCCUCCCAUGCGCCGCUCGCCUCCUCACAAGCGUUACAGGAGGGACGAUAAUGGCUAUGAUGGUCGCCGUGGCAGUCCCCGUGGUGGCUAUGGCCCACCGGAUAGAAGAUUUGGAUAUGACUAUGGUGGAGGAUAUGACCGUGAAAUGGGUGGGAGGCCUGGUUAUGGCGAUGAAAGGCCUCAUGGCCGCUUUAUGGGUCGCUAUCUAGACUGGGAGGGAGGUCGUGGAGGCUAUGGUGAUGCUUCCAACAGUGGAAGUACUCAGAGGGAUGGGUUGAUGUCAUACAAACAGUUUAUCCAGGAGUUGGAAGAUGAUAUAUUGCCAUCAGAAGCUGAAAGCAGAUAUCAAGAAUAUAAGUCAGAGUAUAUCACAACACAAAAACGUGUCUUUUUCAACACCCACAAAGAGGAAGAAUGGUUGAAAGACAAGUACCAUCCUACAAAUUUACUUACUGUCACAGAAAGGAGGAAUGAACUUGCACGGAAGGUAGCAAAGGAUUUCUUACUUGAUUUACAGAGCGGAAAUCUAGAUUUAAGUCCUGCAGUGCCAGCAUUGAAUAAGUCCGGCCAGGCCAGUGAGCCAAAUUCUGAGGAUGAAACAGCUGGUAACGGCAAAAGAAGAAGACCUGGUAGGGGUGGAGCUAAAGAGACUGACCUUCUUUCAGCCGCACCGAAAGCACCCAGUUUCACUUCUGAUCCAAAGAGAAUCCUAACCGACAUUGAUCAAGCACAAGCGCUGGUGCGUAAGCUGGACACUGAGAAAGGAAUUGUGGAAAACGUUUUAUCAGGUUCGGAAACUGACAAGUCAGGUAGAGAUAAGUUACACAGUGGUUCGACUGGUCCAGUUAUAAUCAUAAGAGGCUUGACAUCUGUGAAGGGCCUUGAGGGUAUUGAAUUGCUUGACACGCUUAUUACGUAUCUCUGGCGUGUCCAUGGUGUGGACUAUUACGGAAAGGUUGAAACAAAUGAAGCUAAGGGUCUGCGGCAUGUGAGAGCUGAAGGAAAAGGAUCUGAUGCAAAAGGAGACGAGAGCGAAAAGAAAUUUGACUCUCAUUGGCAAGAGAGGUUGAAAGGUCAAGAUCCCUUGGAAGUGAUGGCUGCCAAAGAGAAGAUAGAUGCGGCUGCUAGUGAAGCUUUAGAUCCACAUGUCCGAAAGAUUAGGGAUGAGAAGUAUGGUUGGAAAUAUGGUUGUGGAGCUAAAGGCUGCACGAAACUGUUUCAUGCUGCUGAAUUUGUGCACAAGCAUCUCAAACUGAAACACACUGAGCUUAUCGUGGAUUUGACUACCAAAGUGCGAGAAGAACUGUAUUUCCAGAAUUAUAUGAAUGAUCCUAAUGCUCCAGGAGGACAACCAGCCACGCAGCAAUCUGGCCCGAGAGAUAGACCUAUGAUGAAACGUAAACAAGGCAUGGAGAACAGGCUGAGAGAUGAUCGAGGUGGACGCAGAGAGCGUGACGGAAGUUUUAAUGGAAAUGACAGAAUUGAUCGGUCAGAGGAUCAACAGAGAGGUGAUGGUAAUGGCCCUGAUGGUGCAAACCCCAACGAUGCAUAUGGUGGACAAGGCGGUGUUCAUAUUCCUUCCUUCUCAUCGGAUGUGAACCCACCGCCAGUGUUGAUGCCUGUUCCCGGUGCCGGGCCAUUGGGACCAUUCGUACCAGCACCAGCUGAGUUUGCGAUGCAGAUGUUCAGAGACCCGAGUGGACCCAACCCUUCUUUUGAAGGUAGCGGCAGAGGCGGACAAGCCCCUUUUCUUUUGUCUCCUGCCUUUAGACAGGAUCCUAGACGGCUACGCAGCUACCAAGACCUUGAUGCUCCAGAGGAAGAGGUGACUGUUAUUGAUUACAGGAGCUUGUAGACAAAGAGGGAAAGCUUAGAGAGAGAUGGAUCAGUUAUUACCCAUUCGGGUCGAGUCAAAGGAAUCAGUGUUAGAAGGUGAAGCAACAGAUUUUGCAAAUUACAUGUGCUUUGAUAUUGUAUUCUUUCACUCGCUAAAGCGUAAGACACUACAUAUAUUUUCCUUGACUUUUCAUGUGCUUAGUUAUUUGUUAGACGAUGCAUAAAUGUGCAUGAGAAUUCUUGUAGUACAUCAUUCGUCUUAUCAACAUUUUGUUACUUGCUUUUUUU
Messenger RNA from Thlaspi arvense, 2646 nucleotides. NCBI's taxonomy places the organism in Eukaryota, Viridiplantae, Streptophyta, Magnoliopsida, Brassicales, Brassicaceae. The record is from the annotation of a GenBank genome assembly.